Molecule: messenger RNA, 1053 nt
Organism: Phaethon lepturus (White-tailed tropicbird)
Lineage: Eukaryota; Metazoa; Chordata; Aves; Phaethontiformes; Phaethontidae
Gene: RANBP3
Product: RAN binding protein 3
Exons: 12
Source: RefSeq, a predicted model, not a curated record
AUGAUUGAUGUUGUGGUGAGUGGAAUCAAGAGUCUCUAUGAGUCUGAACUGGCUGAUGCUCGAAGAGUUCUGGAUGAAACAGCCAAAGAGAGGGCUAGAUUACAGAUUGAAAUAGGAAAACUGAGAGCGGAACUUGAGGAGCUCAAUAAAAGGUUCUUCCACAACCUCAUAAAAGCUAAAAGAGCUGUAACAAAGAACAAUGUGUUUAUGCCAUCAAGCUUCUGUGAACCCUCUACAGGCAAUUCUGACUCAGAACCAGAGGAAAAGAGCAGUGGAUUCCGUCUGAAGCCUCCAAUACUUAUCCAUGGUCAGGCACCUAGUGCAGGUCUCCCUAGCCAGAAACCGAAGGAACAGCAGCGAAGUGUGCUACGUCCAGCAGUAUUACAGGCGCCACAGCCAAAAGCUUUCUCACAGAUGGUUCUCAGCAGUGGCACCAAUGGUGUAAAUACCCCGCCAGAUUCUGCAGCCACAUCAGAAUCACUAAGUAAUGCAACACCGAAAAGUUCUGACUCUGAAGACAAGGCAGGAAAAUCUCAGAAAAGAGAGUCCAACAGUACUUCAGAUGAUGACAGCUGUGAGAAGGUGGAACUAAAUGCACAGCAAGCAUUUGUAUUUGGACAAAACUUAAGAGAUAGAGUUAAGCUAGGAGAUGAAAGUGAUGAAACUGCCGAUGUGCAGAAUGCUGGCCUUCCUAUAUCAGACAUACCUUCUGCAACAAAUUAUUUUCUACAGUACAUCAGUUCCAGUGUAGAGAACUCUACGAACAGUGCAGAUACCUCUAGCAACAAGUUUGUUUUUGGACAGAACAUGAGUGAGCGAGUCCUAAGUCCACCAAAAUCAAAUGAAGGUAGUACAGAGAGUAAUAAGGAGAAUGCUGCUACAGAGUCUGGGUCUGAAUCAUCUUCUCAGGAAGCCACACCAGAAAAAGCUAAUAAUGUUUCAGAAUCACUGGCAGAGUCUGCAGCAGCCUAUACUAAAGCAACAGCAAGGAAGUGUUUAUUAGCGAAGGUUGAAGUGAUUACUGGGGAGGAAGCUGAAAGUAAUGUGUUGCAG